CCCGGUAGAUGUUUCACUGCCUCCAUUCAUUACAUCGCAUCCUCUCAGCAGCAGCAGCAGCAGCAGCUCUCUGCUCUCCGCCUUCAGCCCUCCUCCCUCCGCCCUCCCUCCUGCUUCUCUCCGCCUGCCUGCCUGCCUGCCUGGAGAAAGAUGGCUGCUGCUCCGGUGGUGGUGGUGGUGAGGAGCUCCGGCUCCUCCGGCUCCUCCAGCCCCUCCGGCUCCGGCCCGGUACCGUCGCCGCCGCUCUGCCCGAGCUUCGCCGAGGUCUGCUCGUUCCUGGAGCGGUUCGGAGCCGUGCUGGAUCUGCCCGAGAUGACUUUCCCGCAGAUGGAGAGGUAUCUGCGGGACACCACGGCAGUUCCUAAACCCCUGGUGGAGCUCCAUGUGAAGCUGCUCAGAAAACUGGGGAGAUCUGUGACUACUGACCGCUGGGAAAAAUACCUGGCUAAGGUUUGCCAGGAGUUGAACAGUACCUGGGCAUGGGAGCUGGAACAGAAGGGCUACCAGGAGAUGUCCAUGGAGUGCAAGUCAUGCAUCCUCAAAUAUCUCUGUGAGUGUCAGUUCGAUGACAACCUGAAGUUCAAGAUGGCGAUUAAUGAGGAGGAACCAGAGAAGAUGCGUAUGCAGCCUAUAGGUCGGGACAAGCAGGGCCUGAUGUACUGGCUUCAGCUGGACCAGGAGCAGAACAUCCGGCUGUACACGGAGGAGCAGGACGAUCUGGACGGAUCCACCUGGAAGUGCAUCGUCAGGACUCGUAACGACUUGGCUGAGGCUCUGGAGCUGCUCAAGGCCCAGGUUGAACCCAAACAGAAUCCGGACCAGGACCAGGACCAGGACCAGGACCAGGACCAGAACCAGAACCAGGACCAGAACCAGGCUGGAUCCAGGACUGCCAGCCCUACAGAAAAAGAUGCAGGGGAUGAGGCCAUUGGAAGCACCAAGUCUCAACCUUCCAAGAUCACAGAGGAGGUUGACCCUGUAAAGGAAGAGGAACCCCUAACACAAGUUGCAGUUGCAGUUGCAGUUGCAGUAAAGCUGGAGGAGACGCAGCCCACCAAGCAGGAAAACACUGAGGCUGAGGUGAAAGAAGAGAAGACGGACCACAAAUCAUCACCUGUUUUUGACAACCGCGUGAGCACGAUCACCACCAUCAUCAAAUCAGAAUCCAGGGACGCCGACGCUCCCAAAAAUGCUGUGUCAGUCGUCAUGGCACCAGGUGCGACUGUGGCAAAACAGGAAAUGAACAAGGAAGAGGAAGCAGAACGGGCUGUUGUCAGGAGCAACCAGCAGGCCAAGAUACCACUGAAGAAGAGGGAGCUUAAGAUUGCUGAGAGCUAUCACAGCAACCACCUCAACAACAGUAACAGCAGCAGUAUUAUUGUUUGCAACCCUUCUGUGAUCCAGACCAAGGAGAGUCAUGGAAAAGAGGGGAAGUUGCCAAGCUCCUUAGCGCCCCCUGGUGGUCCACCUGCCUCACAACCGCAACUAGUGGUCACUGCAUCGAGGCUAGAACUGAGCAACGGGAGAGCGUCUCUUACCUUGCCGCAUAAAGAGGGACAAAAUGGAGUCAUAGGGGUCAUAGGUCAAGUCGGCGUUAUAGGUCAUGUAGGGGUCAUUCGUAGCCCAUCUGAGCGUCACCGACCCUCCGGUGCUGAGCAGCAGGAACAAAAUGGGCCCAGUUUAGACCACCGGGGAUCCAGAGCUGUAGAGGAAGAGAAGGAAGUGAGCCGGCAGUCAGUGCUGGUAAGGAAGGGACCUGUUGAAGGGGAGACGGCAGCAGCAGCAGCCGCCGCUCUUCCUCCUCCUGCCGCGAUGGAAGCUCAACCAGCCAGAAAACUACAGUUGUCACCCUUAAAAUCUGAUCCACUCCCUGAAGCUGUAGAGGAAAAAGUGGAUUCUGUUAGUCUUUCCUCACUGUCUCAGCCCACAGAGGACCCCAAAAGACAGACGGCAGAAGACCUGGAUAAGAAUACCACAGAAGGGGAGACAAAAACUGGACACAGCAGUCGUCAAGAGAAGGAUGAGAACCUGGAGGAGAGGAGAAGAGAGGUGUCUGGGCGCCCUUUGGCAGAAGAAGGAAAUAAAGAUGACCAUGAAAAGAAUGAAAGCAAUUUAGGAAAGGAGGCAGAAUCAGGGAGCACCACUCCACCUCUAAAAGUAGACCAGCAGGAUAAAAAGGACCAUCAGGGAGAUGGGGUCAAUGGUGGGUUGGCUGCCCAGGUUAGGGUGAAGGACAUUGGGCUUGGAUCAGUGGAGAAGCAGGGUCCCCGGGAGGAGGCCUCCUCUGAGCUCCAGAAAGAAGGAAUAAGGUUGAAGAUCAAGAUUCCUCCUCACCGGAGAAACAAGUUAAGGGGGAAAGGGGGAAAGGAGGAAGAGAAAGAGAAAGAGCAGGAGGUGCAAGAGGAAGGGAGGACGCUGAGGAGAUCUGCAAGGAUUUGCAGAUCUGCUUUGCCAACCUGCAGGCCGAGCUCAAAGGCGACUGAGAGCCAGAAAAAGAAACCGCAAAAAAAACAGGCACUUUCUACCAAAACGAGGGAAGAAGAGGAGGAGGAGGAGGGAGAAGAGGAAGAUGAUGAAGAGGAGCAAAGCUCAACUAUAAAGAAAGACAUAAAAACAGAACCUGUUGGGCAAAUUAGGAAACAGAGGGGUAAACGGAGGCAUCGACGUGCCCGAUGGUCCAACAUUCGUGCCAAGAAACGCAAACUGAACGAGGGAGAAGAGGUGGAGGACAGAGGGAGGAAACGAGGAGAGGGGGAGAGCGAAGGAGGGAGCGACUCAGAAGAAUCCUGUAAAUCAGAGGAGAUUCCCAGUGAGGAUGCCUGCAGUCACUGUGGCCUGCCCAACCACCCUGAACUGAUCCUGCUGUGUGACUCUUGUGAUAAUGGAUACCACACUGCCUGUCUGCGGCCACCGCUCAUGCUGAUUCCAGAUGGAGAGUGGUUCUGUCCACCCUGCCAACAUAAGCUGCUGUGUGAGAAACUGGAGGAGCAACUGCUGAACCUGGACAGCGCUCUGAAGAAAAAAGAGAGAGCAGAGAGGAGGAGGGAGCGGCUGGUGUACGUAGGAAUCAGUGUGGAGAACAUCAUCCCUGAGGGCGAUGAGGGGGAAGAGGAGAAGUCGACGAAGAAGAAGGAUCCCAAAAAGAGCAAAAAUCUGGGGAGGAGAUCAACCAGAACCAGGAAGAACAUCAGCUACAGGUUUGACGACUUUGACGAUGCCAUUGACGAGGCUAUAGAGGAGGACAUCAGGGACCUCUGUGGAGGAGCCGGGCAAGGCCGAGACAUCACCGCUAUCCUGUCGGAGGACGGGAAGGAGAGCCAGCGGCCAAUCAGAAGCCAGGCUAUCUCUGCCAGGAACAGGAAGAAGCGGAGACUGAACGACCUGGAGAGUGACAGCACGGCAGCAGAGAGCGAAGACGAGUUCAUGCUCAGCAACAGCUCGGAGGAUGAAGAUUUUGCUGCGUCAGGUGCUGAUGAUGACGAGGAGGACGAUGACGAUGCGGGCAGCGACGUGGGCAGCGUGGAGAGUGGGACUCGCCCCAGACGGGCGGCGAAAGGGGCACCUAAAAUCCGACCCAGCAGGACCCAACGCCGGGGCCGGAAACGGCUGAGACGGCGGCGGAGACGCUCCUCCGAGGAAGAGGAGGAAGAAACUGAUGAAGAAAUGGGCUCCGAUCAGUUCAGCGACAUGACUGACAGCGAUGCUGAAAAAAAGAGGCGGGGUCUGAGGCGUGGCCAGCGCCAGCAGGUCAACUACCGCGAGACGUCGGAGUCGUCAGACAACUCCCGGGCCUCCGCCAAGAAGGUCAAAGUUAGACCCCGCGGCAGACCACGCAAGGAGCACCUCUCGAGCGACUACAGCGAUGUGACGCCUUCUUCCAGAGACUCUGAGGAGGAGGAGGAUUAUGAAGAUCAAGAGGAUGAUGACCAGAGAAGAAGAGUGAACAAGAGGAGAAGAAAGGAGGAAGACCUCCGGAGUAACCGGACGAGAGAAAAGCGGAGGAGGUACGAACGCGAUGAAGAAGAGGAGGAUGACGACAGAGAGAGAGGAAGGCGUCUGAAAAGGAAACUAUUAGAGAAGGAGAAGACGGACAAAGACAAGCGGAGGAGGUUAAAGAGGACAGAAAGAGAAGAAGAGGACCUGGAGAAGAUGGGCAGGGGGAAGAGGAGAGAGAUAUUGUCACAGCAGCGGCGCAAACGGCUCGCUCAGAUGCUGAAAAAAAGGCGGCCUUCGACGGACGACGAGGACGAGGACGAGGAAGACUCAGAGGAAUCAGAGUCGUCGUCGGAAGAGGAUCGUCCAAUCCGCAAAAGACUCAACCGCAUCGACUCUGAUGAUGAUGAUGAUGAUGAUAAUAAUGAUGAUGAUGAUGAAGAAGAGGAAGACGAUGAGGAGGAGGGAAGACAAAAGGUGACGAUGAAGAAGUGUUCAGCGGUGGAGAGGAGGGCCGACAGCGACACUCAGGAAAAGGGGAGAGGCCGCAGCCUGUCUCCGUCAAACGGACAUCGGACCUCCAGAGGCCCGGCGAAGCCCGGGGCUGGAAGUCCCUCUGUCCCACGGGACAGUGAAGGGUCAGGCAGGCACAAUGGCCCCUUACAUCCAGAGGAGGAGGAGGAAAAGGGGGAGGAAAAGGAGGAGGAAAAGGAGGAGGAAAAGGAGGAGGAAGAGGAGGAGGAGGAGGGCCAGACAGACUCAUUAAACUCUGUCCAGAACAGUCCGCAGUCAUGAUGGCUGUGUUUGUGUGAAUAACGCUCGCUUCUUUGUUUUUUUUCUUUUAACUGUCAGGCCUUUCACCCACAAAUGGACCUCUCUCCACCUCCGCCUCUUCCUCUUCUUACUCUCCUGUCUUGCUCUUCCUCCCCGCUGUCGUGUUGUGUUAGAGUGCUCUCCGCCAUCACAUACUGUAUGAUUACACUCAUCGUCACCUCUGGCGGAAGGUAACCCGCCAGCCAGCAGGACCAAAAAGCAUCCUCGCACCAGGACUGGCAGCACUUCCUGUUUCAGUGGACGCAUUCGCACGCAGCCGGAGGUUCUCGUGAUCUCUGAACUCUUGAUUUACGGACGUCUCUCUGGUGGAUCCAAGUGGCAGGGUGAUAGUGGAUUCAUCCCCAUGUGGGUUAGGGUUGAAUUGGGAGUCUGUUUGUAGUGUACCUCAACAUAAAGCACUUCAUCAUUCUCAUAGCACUUAAUAGCUCGCCGCCAAGGAGAGUGUCAGUGUCAAACCGAACACUUUGGAUCAUAUGACCUGAUGGUUACAGACACCAGACACACAAAGUAUCUACCCAUGCUGAGAGUUUUUGGUUUUAUCUGUCCAGGUUUUCAGAUAUCUGCCUCCACUCCAAAACAAUGGAAGUGAGUUGUAUUUGUGGUUCUCACAACGGUGUUUUAAAUGUCGUGGUGCUGUACUGAAAAAUGACCCAGUAGCCUUACGGGUGGGGGGACAUUUGUUGCAUGUCAUACCCCCCUCUCUCUCCCCAUGUUUCCUGUCUCUCUCUACACUGAAAAAAGAUAAAAGUGAUCUAGUUAACAGUAAAUCUCUAGACUUUUUAAAUGCUCUUUUUUCAGCACAGUGAGCACCACAAACUAAAUAAGGAUUCACCUCCACGUUGUUGAGACAGAUGUUCAGACAGAUAACCUGCAAAUAUAAAACCAGAACUAUCUGCACGGUUAGAUCCGAAUCAAUCCUCAUAGCGUGACGCUUCUUGUAAGUAAUCCUGGACAUGAUCAUGACCCAAAUAACAGCCUUAUUUACAUGCAAAUACUGUAAUAAUCAGUAG
Sebastes umbrosus (honeycomb rockfish) is the source of this 5777-nucleotide messenger RNA. RefSeq names its product remodeling and spacing factor 1a (gene rsf1a). Bases 151 to 4728 code for a protein of 1525 amino acids. Gene Ontology annotation, cellular component: RSF complex. The record is from RefSeq and is a predicted model, not a curated record. NCBI's taxonomy places the organism in Eukaryota, Metazoa, Chordata, Actinopteri, Perciformes, Sebastidae. The transcript is spliced from 18 exons. Gene Ontology annotation, biological process: regulation of DNA-templated transcription.